AUGAAGACUUUCCUCUUCAUACUUGUUGCGUUUCGUAUAUGCAUAUCCGAAGCACAACUUAAAGUCGGAUUCUACUCCCAAACGUGUCCUAACGCCGAACCCAUUGUUAGGUCCGUUAUCAAGAAUGCCGCGAUCGAAAACCCAAGAAUACCCCCGGCUCUAAUUAGGCUCCAUUUUCAUGAUUGCUUUGUUGAGGGUUGUGAUGGUUCAAUAUUGAUUGAGAAUGGAGAAAACACAGCUGAUGAACAUCAAGGGCUCAUAGGUUUUGAGGUGAUAAGUGAAGCUAAAGAAAAGCUAGAAGAUGAGUGCCCAAUAGUUGUGUCUUGUGCUGAUAUAGUGGCUAUGGCAGCUAGAGAUUCUCUAGCUCUAGCUGGUGGGCCCACAUACGAGGUCGAAACUGGGAGAAGAGAUGGCCCAGUUUCCAACCCAUUACUUGCAAAAGAGAUGCCCAAUAUUGAUGACCCAAUUGACAUUCUAAACUCCAAAUUCAGAAACAAAGGCCCAUCACACAAAGAACUUGUCCUUCUUAGUGUCGAGCUCCAAGUCCAACUCAACUCAUCAAUGGCGGGCAUAAACUCCGCCAGCAAAAGCUCCAGAUUCUCCUCUUCGCAGUCCCCCCACCACUCCACCUGCACCCGCACACACCAGAUCGCCGCCCUUGUACUGGUUGCUGUCACUUUCUUCCUCACCAGGCUCUCCGACCGCUCCCUCGGCCCCUGUCCAUCAUCCCACCGCGAUUCGUUUUCCGAAUCGGACCGGAGCAGCCAUCCGGACGACGUCGUUCGCUUCGGGUUGUAUGGGAUCCACCUGAAUUUGAAGAUCUACGUGUACGAUGAGGACGAGAUCGAGGGUCUGAAGCUGCUGAUGUACGGACGCGAGGGUAAGAUAUCCGCCGACGCUUGCGUAAAAGGCCAGUGGGGCACUCAGGUGACUCGGUCGCCAACUGGGAUUGUUAUCGACUAUCCACUGAACAAGGAGUAUGUGAGCUUUAUAAGUUUAAAGGUUAAAAUACAUAGGUUACUUUUACAAUCAACAUAUCGGACCAGAAAGAAAGAGGAAGCUGAUCUGUUCUUCGUACCAUCUUAUGUUAAAUGUGUUCGUAUGAAGGGUGGAUUGAAUGAUAAAGAAAUCAACCAAACCUAUGUAAAGGUUUUAAGUCAAAUGCCAUAUUUCAGGUUAUCGGGUGGUCGCAACCAUAUUUUUGUUUUCCCAAGUGGUGCUGGAGCUCAUUUGUUCAAGUCUUGGUCGACGUAUAUAAAUCGUUCUAUAAUUUUGACCCCAGAGGGAGACCGCACGGAUAAACGAGACACCAGUGCCUUCAAUACAUGGAAAGAUAUAAUCAUACCUGGUAAUGUUGACGAUGGAAUGACAUCAUCACACAAGUCUCGGCUAGUUGACCCUCUACCUUUAUCAAGGAGGAAAUAUUUGGCUAAUUAUUUAGGCCGGGCACAAGGAAAAGCCGGUCGUUUGAAACUGAUGGAUCUUGCAAAGCAAUAUCCUGAUAAGUUGGAAUCUCCAGAGUUGAAAUUCAGUGGGCCCGAUAAACUGGGGAGGACAGAGUAUUUUCAGCAUCUCCGCAAUGCAAAGUUCUGCUUGGCGCCACGUGGCGAGUCAUCGUGGACUCUUCGAUUUUACGAGUCAUUUUUUGUGGAGUGUGUUCCGGUAAUUUUAUCAGAUCAAGUGGAAUUACCUUUCCAAAAUGUGGUCGAUUACAGCCAAAUCUCGAUUAAGUGGCCGUCAAAUCGAAUAGGAACCGAGCUUUUGGAUUACUUAGGAUCAAUUCCAGAUAAAGCCAUAGAGGAGAUGAUUGCUAGGGGCAGGCGAGUGAGGUGCUUAUGGGUUUAUGCUCCCGAAUCUGAAUCUUGCUCGGCUUUCGAAGGAAUUUUAUGGGAGCUUCAAAAGAAGGUGAGGCUAUUCCAUCAAUCGGCCGAGACAUUUUGGCUGCACAACGGGUCGAUUGUGAACCGAGAUUUAGUAGAGUUCGGAAAAUGGAAACCACCAAUGGCUUUGCCUUAGACUUUUGGAGAUUUUGGUUUAGGAUCCACUGACAUGCGUCUGGAAGUGAAAAGAAGUUCGCGCUUAUCAUUUAUCAGUACUAAUAUAUUUUGAACUCUUUGUGUUACUAUUCACCGCCCCCCUUUUACUACUCACUGCCCCCCUUGGACAAUUUUGCCCU
This is a messenger RNA of Striga asiatica, 2176 nucleotides long. Lineage: Eukaryota; Viridiplantae; Streptophyta; Magnoliopsida; Lamiales; Orobanchaceae. The record is from the annotation of a GenBank genome assembly.